Caretta caretta (loggerhead turtle) is the source of this 10827-nucleotide messenger RNA. It is a transcript of the gene ARK2N, whose product is annotated as arkadia (RNF111) N-terminal like PKA signaling regulator 2N. NCBI's taxonomy places the organism in Eukaryota, Metazoa, Chordata, Testudines, Cheloniidae. The record is from RefSeq and is a predicted model, not a curated record.
CGGCCGCCGGAAGUGACGCCGCGAGCGGAGCCGAGCGGCCUCCGGUGACAUUUUCUCUCGGUGGCGCUCAGGGCGGGGAGCGGGGCAGGCGGCGGCGACCCGGCCUCGGCCCCCCAUGUCCGAGCUGCUCCCCCGCGAGGGGGAGGCGAGGAGGAGCCGCAGUGGCGGCGGCGGCGCUGGCACUGGUUGCUUUGCUGUUGAAAACCUAAUCUAGUUCCCCCAGUCCUCUAGACUCCAUGCUUUGAGACAAGGAGGAGCUUGGAAUUCUGAAAUGAAGAUGGAGGCAGUGGGAAAAGUAGAAGAACGCAUUGACUCAGAAGUCUCACCAAAACUCUCUGAAAAACAAGAGACAGCUCCUGGUGAAGAUGGACCUAUAGAACUAGAUACGUGUGCUCAGAAAGAUGGUGUGCCCAUUGUAGCAGAUUCUAUGGUGCUCUCCUCAAUGCCGUGCUUACUGAUGGAACUGAGACGGGACUCCUCGGAGUCUCAGUUAGCAUCAACAGAGAGUGAUAAGCCAACAGCAGGCCAAAUUUAUGAGAGUGACUCUUCUAAUCACUGCAUGCUUUCCCCUUCUUCCAGUGGGCAUUUGGCUGAUUCAGAUACGCUGUCUUCCGCAGAAGAGAAUGAGCCCUGUCAGGCUGAAGCUCCUGUAGAGGGAGACCCUUCUGGAGUUUCUGGGGCUGCAGCUGGGAGAAAAUCCAGACGGUCCAGGUCUGAAAGUGAAACAUCAACUAUGGCUGCCAAGAAAAAUCGACAGUCUAGUGAUAAGCAGAAUGGACGAGUCACCAAGGUAAAAGGUCAUCGGAGCCAAAAGCACAAAGAAAGAAUCCGGUUAUUAAGACAAAAACGGGAGGCAGCUGCUCGCAAGAAAUACAAUCUGCUGCAGGACAGCAGUACCAGUGAUAGUGACCUGACCUGUGACUCAAGCACGAGUUCAUCAGAAGAUGAUGAAGAGGUUUCAGGGAGCAGCAAGACAAUCACGGCAGAGAUACCAGCUGGCUACAGUCGUGCUGGGGGAUCUGGAGGAGCGACCAGGGAAAUUCCAGGAUUGCUUGACAGGGGCACCGUGUGGGAUAGGAACUGCAUAGGCAAUGUCCUGGAAGAGGCCAUGAACUGCUUUGCCGAGAUGCAGAGGCAGACAGAGGAGAAAUUUCGCAUGUGGAUAGAAAAGCUAACUCGUCUUGACACAGAUGAAGAAAGCAAGCAACAACUGGAGCCCAGGGAACCUAAAAUGCAACUAGUUGGCCAAAGAAUUCCCCCUACCACACAGUCAGGGGCAUACACGCAGAUGCCUGAUAGCCAAGUACUUCCUCAGCAGUCCUUUAAUUCUUAUGUGAGCUAUCAAAAUGUUGACACUACAUUAGAGUUUCCAGCGACUUUUAAUAACAAUUUUCCAGCUGUGUUUCCAGAGAAUGGGAAUAUUGCAGAGCAUGAUUUAAAUCAAUCAAAAACUUAGUCUUUAAAAUCUUGACAUUACCUUGGAUUGUGUUAAGAACAAAAUUUGCUUUUCUCCAUGCAAGUAUUUUUUUUUCCGUGAUGGGUUUUUAACAUUAUGCUGUAAAUCUUUUAUUUAAAGAAAACUUGUGUGGUUUUUUAAAAAACAAAGCAAGCAAAACACACACAUAAACACACAUGCAAAACUCAAAACAAAAACCUCCUGUCACCAACGUUUGGCAAGAUGUAAAUUAGAAUCCUUGUUACAUACCCUUGGAAUGGUAGAGCUAUGUUUGUUAUAGUAGAAGCAAUCAGUGUAUUCAUCUAUAUGUUCCUCUUGCAUGCCAAAAUGUUUAUAUAGGGAAAUAUAAGUUUAAAGACUUAAGGAAUCUUAGUGAACUUGACUACAUAAUAAUAAUUAAUACAUACUUAAAUGUCUGUUCAUACCUAAAUUCUGCAGCUUAAACUUGUCUAUAUAUUGACCCUCCUCCUUUUUUUGGCAGAAGUCGUAAAUAAGCCUACCCUAAAAAUUAGCUAUACAUACUGAAUGUGCUCAGUAGUUGAUAUUCAUGUCCCAUUUGGUAGUUAAUUUUCUCACAAGAGCUUCUAUUAAUGACAUUGCUAUAUUACAUACAACAUUCAUAUUUAGGGGAAGCACCAAUUUUGUAUGUAUGCUUGCAUAUAUAUAAUUAUGUAUACACAUACACUUUUGUGUGUGCGCGUGACAUAUGCACACAAAUAAAACAUUGAUACUUUCUUGUGUGUGUGUAUAUAUAUAUGGUCAGGCUAUGUCUUUCAUGCUGAAAUAAAAAGAGCAGUGUCAGUUCUGAGAUAAGCAAACUUUGUAGGUAGAUUUGAGUCUUGGGCCAAGAACGUAAAACCGAAUGUCUGACAUUCAGAUUGGUAAACACCGUGGUGGACUUAAUGCACUGUUUGCUUGUGGGUCUUAAAGCAAGAGCAUUUUCUGAGCCACCUCUCUGACUGCCAUUGAAAUGAUUAUCUGUGAUUGGGAAUGCCAUAGCAUUAGUUUUGUUUAAAUAAUAUAAGAACUGUCUACUGUGUGGGUUUUGUUUUAAUUGUUAUACUGAUAAUUAGUUAUUCUGAGUAAUCAGGCUUGAAACUUUGAUGUUUAAAUUAGGAUUAAGCUAUAUAUUAUAGAAAUAACUAAUUCUCACCAUUGCCAGAAUACAUGUGGUUUUCUGUUGCCUUUACAGUUGGGCCUUCAUGAGAGAAUAAUUUCCCCUGAGUUACCAAAAGUAUACAUUUAUAUAGUUUGUUUCACCCUUGUAUUGGUGAGAUGUUUCUAAUGCAAAUAAAGUCAAAACUGUAAUAAUGGGAAUUAAAAGUCUCUACCUAGAUGUCUUUUGAGUAAAGAAAAUGGAAGAGGUCUUUUGGGGCUCUUAGAAUUUCAGUUUUUAAGCCACGGUGGUUUUAUGAAUUUUUAUUUAGAUCAUUUCAGUAAAGCUUUUUCUUCCAAUUAGAAGUACCAUUGUGUAUCCUACAGGCCUGAUACAAAGCCCGAUGAAGUCACUGGGAAUCUAUCAAUUUACAUAGCCUUCUGAUCAGGCCCUCCAUUAAUAACUAAUAUUUUUUACUUGUUUUAAAAAUAAAAGUAACCAUGAUGUGUUUAAUAUUUUUCCUAUACCAGCCAAUUUAACAAACUUGUCCUCAUCUAUUUAAAAGUUAAGAUCUUUCAGGGAAAACUGAUUGCUGAUUUAAAAAAAAUCGUUUUAGUAUUCAUAGAUUUUAAUAUAUAAUAUAUACAUUUAGAAUUCUAAUAUGAGCAGCAUAUUUAAAGCAUGACAACUCUACAGUUUUCCCCAUGCAUGCAAAAGCUGCUUCCAGCAGUGACUGGUUACUUUUAUAUAUAACAGGGUCACUUAUUCAGUAUGUUAAGCAUGCUCUGAAACAUUACUAUUUUUAAAAAAAUGGAGCAAUUAGGCAUCUGAAAACAAAUUGCCUUAAGAAUUGAGCAGAAUUUGUUCAUCUGUUAUACAGACUUUUAUAUACUGAUUAGAAAUCUCUUGUAACUGGAUAAUAACUUUGCAAUGGUUGUAGUCAAUUAAAUUUCUCUCUAACUUCUGUGCCUUGUGUAGGUCAUAGGAACCUUGAAAAAAAAUCUUUGCAUUGAAGCUGGAUGGGAUUUUUUUUAUUGAAACUGACCUUUGAAAUUUAAGUGUUAAUAAACAGCACUCCUAGCUUUGCAACAACAAAAAUAUACUUUCUGCUUCAUAAAACCUUUUCACCACCAAUACAUUACUUGAUUUUAUCUUGUAAAUUACUGUGAAUGUUAACAAAUCAGAAAAUAAUAGUGGUGGAACAUACAUGUUUUGCUGCAUAUGGGGAUGAUGUUUUUUAAGAUGGUGCCCUUUUUAGGAUAGAUUAGUUCAAAGGCAGCCAGUUGAUUGUUAGGAAAAUGUUUCAGAUUAGAGAUGUAGAAUUUAACAGUAUUUCCAUAUAUGAACUACACAAUAUUGAAAACAAAUGAAUGUGUAAAUGGUUUUAGUUUGGUCAGCUGCUCUGUCUGCCUCCAAAACAUAUGGAGUCAGAUCUUCUACUGGCACAAGUCAGUAUCACUUCUUUGAAGUCAAAUCCAAUGUCAUUUUAUACAAGCUGAGGAUCUGACCCAUUAGCUUGUGUUCUGGUUUCAAGAAUUGAAUUCCUCCUGGGGGGGGAAAUCUCCACUUGCAUUGGUUUGGUAUAAAUAUGAUAUUUGAGACAACGAAUGGUCUGUUUUUAUGCUCCUGGAAAAUAUGCAAUAUUUUGGUUGUACACUUAAACAAAAGUAUCUAUCUUGCUGCUUUAUAUUAUGUAUUUGAAUUGUUUAUGCCAGCACUUGACAUCUUUUUAACUGAAUGGAGUUCUGGACUUCGGUUGCAUUUCUGAAAAACUGAAAGUUUUUGUAUUUUAUGGUGGUAUAUUCAUACAGCUACAGUUAAGGUUGUCACAGUUUCAGCUAUAAGCUCCUAUUUUCAAAGGUUUUGGCUUGAAAUUAAUAUUUCCAGGGAAUUAAGAUUUGCUCUGAGCUGAAAUUUUAGUAUAUAAGGUCUGGCCCCCACCUUGACGUCCUGCUAGUAAAAUAGUCUGGCCUUUUUUAUUUUAAGAGUACGAGCCUUGUCUUUAAAAAUGAAAUUUAAUUAACUGUUGUGUUUAAUGAAUACAUUUGUGGGAGAGUCCAAUGGGAAUUCUACAUACUGUAUAUACUCGUUCAUUAGCCCUUUCAUUUAUAAGCCGACCCCCCCAAGAUGGAUAGGUAAAAAUAGCAAAAACUGAAUGACCCUUUCAUAAACUGACCCUAUAUUUCAGGGGUUGGCAAACUUUGGCUCCCGGCCUGUCAGGGCAAGCCGCUGGCAGGUCGGGAUGUUUUGUUUACCUGGAGCGUCUGCCGGCAUGGAGCCCCUCAGCUCCCUGUGGCCGCAGUUCACAGGGUGCUGAGGGGCUCCAUGUCUGCAGCCGCUCCAGGUAAACAAAAUGAAAAUGUAUUAGAUAUUCAAUUAAAUGAUUCCAUAGAGUUUAAAAUCAUCAUAUUUUGGUGUAGACCCAUUUAUAAGUCGAUCCCCGCUCUUUGAUGUCUUUUUUUUUUACCAAAAAUAUUCGGCUUAUGAACGAGUAUAUACGGUAUGUUGGGGGAACAGCCUAUUGGAGUCUAGAUUACCUUUGAUUGGCCUGUGGUUUUUGCUUCAGAAUGGAGUAAAAAAACACUCUAGUUUCUUAAGAAAAUAUUACUUGCAGUCUUUCAGACUCCUGUGAAAGAAUAAAUAUGGUAGGACAGAUUGUCAACUUGUGUAAACUGGUAUAGCUCCACUGAAGUCCGUGCCUAUUCAAAACCAGAUGAGGAAUUGGCCAUUAAAUUUUAUAUGCUCGUUUAUGCAAAAUUUUUAAUUUAAAAGACACCUAAAAUACUGCAGACAUUUAUGCAUGUGAAUAAUGAAAGUACACGCCUAACUGGAAAUUCAGGAACUAGGAAUUGGUGCAUCUGUGCACUUGAAAUACAUUUACUUCAUUUAUGGUUUUUGUAACAAAGUGCAAAUGAAACUUAAAUCUUUGUACACUCUCUUCAUUUAAGUGCCACUGAGGAUGUGUGUCAAGCUGAUAAAUCAGGAAAUUCAAAAUUCAGAUGCCGGAACUGGUCUAUGUGUAGAACUCCUUUGAAAUAUGUGGGGAUUUGGAGUUCAGUUGAUUGCAGGCUCAAGUUUCCCUGUAGGUCCUUAUGGAGGCUUGGAGCCACUUCUCUCCCCCAGAAAUGGGGUAAGUUAAGAAGGAUGUGUUGGUUGUAAUUGUGCAUUUCCUGUCUUACUUGUUUGUUACACAAGUCUUUUAUUUAAAUAAAGAGUUUGUUUUACUUAGCAUACAAAUGAUAGUUUGACACUGGUUUAGUGUUUUAUAAAUUAUACAUUAUUGUUCACAUUAGAGCCCUAUUUUGAAAGGUUUAUAACUUUAAAAUAUUUUAGAUUUUUUUAAAAAUAGUACACAGCAAAACGAAGUGUAGUAAACUCUAACAUAACCCAGAGUUAUAAAACAUAAUAGUUGUCUCUAGGACUGAAGGAAAAGUAUUUUUAAAGCAAGUUAGCCUAAUGUUCAAUCUCCAUAAUUUAGCUCUAAACAUUUUACUCUGGGCUGAAAUUUGUCAUACAUCAGCUUCAACUGAGGGCAAUUUUUUAAACAUCUGGUUAAAAAGUUAAUUUUAAUACACUUGAUAACUUUAGUGCUAUUAGUUCCUAUUCUUAUCUCUCCAAAAUAUCAUUUGAUUUCAGAAGUCACAGGAUUAAUUUGGCUGAGACACUAAAAUCUGACAUGUGGCCUUGGUUGCUGCAAAUUUACAAAAACUAAAUUUAAACACAAAACUAAUUAAAUUGCUGUGCAUUUUUAACAUGCAUCCUUUAGAAUCAUAGAAUCAUAGAAUAUCAGGGUUGGAAGGGACCUCAGGAGGUCAUCUAGUCCAACCCCCUGCUCAAAAGCAGGACCCAUACCCAAUUAAAUCAUCCCAGCCAAGGCUUUGUCAAGCCUGAUUAGAUUAGUCAGGCAUGACCUUCCCUUGGUGAAUCCAUGCUGACUGUUCCUGAUCACUUUCCUCUCAUGUAAGUGCUUCAGGAUUGAUUCUUUGAGGACCUGCUCCAUGAUUUUUCCGGGGACUGAAGUGAGGCUGACUGGCCUGUAGUUCCCAGGAUCCUCCUUCUUCCCUUUUUUAAAGAUUGGCACUACAUUAGCCUUUUUCCAGUCAUCCGGGACUUCCCCCUUUCGCCACGAGUUUUCAAAGAUAAUGGCCAAUGGCUCUGCAAUCACAGCUGCCAGUUCCUUUAGCACUCUCGGAUGCAACUCGUCCGGCCCCAUGGACUUGUGCACGUCCAGUUUUUCUAAAUAGUCCCUAACCACCUCUUUCUCCACAGAGGGCUGGCCAUCUAUUCCCCAUGUUGUGAUGCCCAGCGCAGCAGUCUGGGAGCUGACCUUGUUCGUGAAGACAGAGGCAAAAAAAGCAUUGAGUACAUUAGCUUUUUCCACAUCCUCUGUCACUAGGUUGCCUCCCUCAUUCAUUAAGGGGCCCACACUUUCCUUGGCCGCCUUCUUGUUGCCAACAUACCUGAAGAAACCCUUCUUGUUACUCUUAACAUCUCUCGCUAGCUGCAGCUCCAGGUGCGAUUUGGCCCUCCUAAUUUCAUUCCUACAUGCCCGAGCAAUAUUUUUAUACUCUUCCCUGGUCAUAUGUCCAACCUUCCACUUCUUGUAAGCUUCUUUUUUAUGCUUAAGAUCCGCUAGGAUUUCACCGUUAAGCCAAGCUGGUCGCCUGCCAUAUUUACUAUUCUUUCGACACAUCGGGAUGGUUUGUCCCUGUAACCUCAACAGGGAUUCUUUGAAAUACAGCCAGCUCUCCUGGACUCUUUUCCCCUUCAUGUUAGUCCCCCAGGGGAUCCUACCCAUCCGUUCCCUGAGGGAGUCGAAGUCUGCUUUCCUGAAGUCCAGGGUCCGUAUCCUGCUGCUUACCUUUCUUCCCUGUGUCAGGAUCCUGAACUCAACCAACUCAUGGUCACUGCCUCCCAGAUUCCCAUCCACUUUUGCUUCCCCCACUAAUUCUUCCCGGUUUGUGAGCAGCAGGUCAAGAAAAGCUCCCCCCCUAGUUGGCUCCUCUAGCACUUGCGCCAGGAAAUUGUCCCCUAUGCCUUCCAAAAACUUCCUGGAUUGUCUAUGCACCGCUGUAUUGCUCUCCCAGCAGAUAUCAGGAAAUUAAAGUCACCCAUGAGAACCAGGGCAUGCGAUCUAGUAGCUUCCGCGAGCUGCCGAAAGAAAGCCUCAUCCACCUCAUCCCCCUGGUCCGGUGGUCCAUAGCAGACUCCCACCACUACAUCACUCUUGUUGCUCACACUUCUAAACUUAAUCCAGAGACACUCAGGUUUUUCUGCAGUUUCGUACCGGAGCUCUGAGCAGUCAUACUGCUCCCUUACAUACAGUGCUACUCCCCCACCUUUUCUGCCCUGCCUGUCCUUCCUGAACAGUUUAUAACCAUCCAUGACAGUACUCCAGUCAUGUGAGUUAUCCCACCAAGUCUCUGUUAUUCCAAUCACGUCAUAAUUCCUUGACAUCACCAGGACCUCCAGUUCUCCCUGCUUGUUUCCAAGGCUUUGUGCAUUCGUAUAUAAGCACUUGAGAUAACCUGCUGAUCACCCCUCAUUCUUAGUAUGAGGCAGGAGCCCUCCCCUCACAGACAUUCCUGCCUGUGCUUCCUCCCGGUAUCCCGCUUUCCCACUUACCUCAGGGCUUUGGUCUCCUUCCCCCGGUGAACCUAGUUUAAAGCCCUCCUCACUAGGUUAGCCAGCCUGCUCGCAAAGAUGCUCUUCCUUCUCUUCGUAAGGUGGAGCCCGUCUCUGCCCAGCACUCCUCCUUCAUGGAACACUGUCCCAUGGUCAAAGAAUCCAAAGCCUUCUCUCCGACACCACCUGCGUAGCCAUUCGUUGACUUCCACUAUUCGACGGUCCCUACCCAGGCCUUUUCCUUCCACGGGGAGGAUGGACGAGAACACCACUUGCGCCUCCAACUCCUUUAUCCUUCUUCCCAGAGCCACGUAGUCCGCAGUGAUCCGCUCAAGGUCAUUCUUGGCAGUAUCAUUGGUGCCCACGUGGAGAAGCAGGAAGGGGUAGCGAUCCGGUCCUGCAGAUCUGAUCUGUGUGAACAGACUCUUACCCCCAUGUAGAGUCCCAGGAGGCAUCUUGAUAUACUGAUCAUAGGCACAUUUAAGAAAUGGUUGACAUGCCCAAUGAUACUACUGAGAUAUCUCUUGUGAUUUCAUGUGAUGCAUUGAAUUCUGAUACUUUUGCGUGGCUCUAAUUGAAGUUAGUAGAAGUCCAUGCAUCCAUCCAAGGCCUGAAUCUGCCUCUUUGUUCAUAAAGUACCAGUAAACAUUCCUAAACAUACAUUUACAUGAGCUGAAUGCCUUCGGAAGAGUUCUUGUAGUAUUUUAACUAACAGCUAUUUUAUUAGAGAGAUGUCAUCAACUUGAAAACUAGUCAUUUAAAAAGAGACGCUGAUAGUUUCAGAUAUUGCACCUGGCCAGAGUCCUUCUGUGAGUUUUGUGUUUUUCUAUAACAUAUUUCUAUUUAUUUUAAUAAAAAAAUUCUCUCAUGUGUUGCCUUGUGACUACACAAACAGAAAACUGACUGGCUAUUGGGACUAUACAGGUGAAAGCAUGAAACUGAGUACACAAAGUGCUGUCAGAUUCACAAAGUAAAGAAAUCGAUGUCUGGUGUACACUAGAAAAUUAGGUUGAUCUAGAUGCAUCACUCAGGGAUGUGAAAAAUCCAUAUCCCUGAGAGUUAAGCCGACCUAAGUCUCUUUGUAGACUGCGCUAGGUUGAUGGAAGAAUUCUUCCAUCAGCCUAGCUACCACCUCUUGUAGAUUAGUGGAUUAGUUAAAGUAACAGGAGAACCCCUCCCAUUGGUGUAGGUAUUGUCUAUACUGAAGCGCUAUGCUGUAGCAUUUCAAGUGUAGACAAGCCCUGAGAAAAUAGAGGAAAAAUAUUUUGCUCAAUACCUUUUACUUACACUGAUCCUCAAUGUGACUUGUAAUAAUGGUAGGUAAAAAAAUGAUUGUCAGAAAUAUCAUUUUUUUGUCUUAUUAUUUAAUGUCUAUGAAAGGAAUAUUUUGGUUAUUUUUCAGAGCUGCUAAGGAUGGAUUAUCAAUCUGAAUCUAACAUUUUCUGGGAUUAUUUGUGGCAGUUGUUACAACCUUAAAUGUAUUUAAAUGAUUUUGUUGUUGAAGAUAUAUAUUGUCUUUUCCUGUAUCACAUACUGUAUGUCUCUAUAGGCCAUUUUAACACAGAGUGUAAUCCUGGUUUCAUGGAAGUCAGUGGAAAAAAGUCGAUUUCCAUGGAACCAGUAUUCAAACCUUAUUUUUAAUUAUGAUGGAGCUAAUCCUGUAGUUCUUACUCAAGGAUAACUCCCAUUGUCCUUAAUGGGGCAUUUGCAUGAAUAAGGUCUGCAGGUCAGGCCCUGUAAGUGGAUGCUUGAUUAGAUUCAGCAUAACACAGGGCUGCAACAUGACACUACAGUUACAAGAAAUCAUUAGAAUGAGAGUGCUGUGUGAUAUGUACUGUAUAAGAUAAAUAUUCAGGCUGAUUGAUAACGGUGGACAGUACCUAGCAAAAAGUGAAGUCACAAACCCACUUCAGUGUGUGUGGGUGUUAGGUGUUUUUUUUUUUUGUUUUUUUUUUACAAAUUUUAUUAAUCCCAUGUAGUAUUAGCUUGGGAAAAUGAGGGCACAUGGAAAAUAGUUUCGUUGGCUGAAAGGGACUCAAAAGGUCAGGUGGAAGUUUACAGACUGGCCAACUAGAGUGCCUGGAUAUUCAGUUUUUGUAAUGUUUAGCUCACAAUUCAAUAACAGUAGAAACAGAACAUACCAUCAGAAGAUAAACAUGCACUGUAAAACAAUAUGCACCACUUCCUAGAAUCUUCAGGACAUAGCCAUGUUCCAUGUGCCUUUAUUCAGAGCACAACUCAGUGACUUUAUCGCUUGUGUAUUAUCCAAAAAACAAAGCUAUUUUCCAUCUAGCCAUCAAAUAGCCUGAAAGUAUGAAUGUUGAUCUACAAAGCUUUAACAUCUGUGCAUAGUAUCUUAAAAUGAGCUUGAAUCUUAGCUCGGAACAGAUACUCAUCUACUUUUCUUCUGAUUUUAUUGCCAUGGUGUAAAUUAAAUUAAGUAUCUUGUUGAAUGAAGGAAAAAUAUGAAAAACACUAAUCUCAAUAGUAAUUUUUGUUCACUUUAUGAUUUUAGGGAGAAUGUAGUUUCACUGUUUUUAUUGUAUACACAGUGUGUAUCUUUUGCCUAACACUGUAAAUUUUGAAAUGUAACUACUGUAACCUAGAGUGAAUAAAUAUAAAUAGUAAUAAAAUGUUUCUUGUUAAUAAA